Molecule: messenger RNA, 687 nt
Organism: Fusarium odoratissimum NRRL 54006
Lineage: Eukaryota; Fungi; Ascomycota; Sordariomycetes; Hypocreales; Nectriaceae
Exons: 4
Coding region: 1-687 (228 amino acids)
Source: RefSeq, a predicted model, not a curated record
AUGGUUCGCACGGAUGCUAAGAGAAACAAUGUUUAUGCCGAACAUGCCAUGAACGUCUGUGGUCCAUCCAAGCUUUGUCUGAUCUUAAUCGGCUCUCAGGGACAACAUCGAAAGAGCGAGACCAGUCUUAAAAGAGAUGACAAUAGAGUCGAUUGCCUUUUGGUCGGCAUUGUUCUGAUCGCCAAGACCAUGAGACAUCUGAUUUCAUUCCACGAGCAGACCCUCGAUGAGCCUCAUCUACCCGCUGCCGCAGCUGUCGCCCUCGGACUGGGGGAUUUACGAGUUGCCCGAGAGGCGAUUCCUCUUCGGGGUAGAAGUUGCGCGGAAGAGAAGGGUUGGAAUGUAGCCGCACCUUUUGACUUUGACAGAAGAUGUAGAGAAUGUACUACGUAUGCAAACCCCAAGCAGAUUUUCCUUCUGGACGUUUCUUCCUUCUCGGCGGAAGCGCACUUAAGGUAUAUGCCGUCAGAUGAGGCAUGGAAAAAGUAUGAGUCUGGGGAGACCGAAGAAAAAGAGAAGGUUUCAUGGGAUGUCACUGUUUCGAGCCACAGGUAUCUCAGGUACUUCCGUCACCGGAGGAUUGCGUGGAACCGCGGAGCCGUCGUGUGGGUUAGCCUCCGAUCCCCAUCACGGACCGAAGUGGAGGGUUUGGACUACGGACAGAGUCCGGGCGAAAAGUCAUGGUAG